UAAUGGCUCUGAGCCCAUUUGUUCUGUUAUCAAUGCUCGUCAUCGAUUUUCCGGUCGGUUCUUCUCAGCUAUAGCGUGGCAUUGAUUGGUUUCCAGUGUCGGGGAAAGUUGCACAGUCGCAUGCGAGCAGCAGGACAGUCCUCCGCUGCGUGCCAGAGUGAAGGCUUCAAUACUGACAUCUGCAGCCACAACAGAAACACAGAGUACUUUUGUUUUACUCAAAUAUGAAAGAGGAGACUGAAUGUUUUCGAAGACACUUGUCCAAAAAGUGUUUGAAAUGAUGGAUAUUUUGGAUGCGUAUAUAUGGUAAAGGAACAUCUUACUUUGAAGUUUCAAAUCAGGACAGCAAAGCUCAAUGUCUGACUCAGACCUCAUGAAGGGUGGGGGACCGGCCAUCAGGAGCCCCGAAUGCCGUUCAUCUCCGACUCCUCGAAUGGAGUUCCACGGCUCCUUCAAAGUGGGGGAGCGCUCGCCCAAUGUCACAGAGAAGGUCACACAGGUUCUCUCUUUGGAGUCUGAUGUGCUGCCUGAAUACAAACUCCAGGUACCAGAAACGACAUGGUGGAUCUUGCUUCACUACAGCCCCUUUAAGGCAUUUUGGGACUGGAUUAUUCUCCUUCUGGUCCUCUACACAGCUGUUAUUACUCCUUACUCAGCUGCCUUCCUGUUGGCUGAAAAUGGGGAUUUACGCCAAAGGAGUUGUGGCUACACAUGUAACCCUCUAAAUGUGGCAGAUCUUACGGUGGACGUGCUGUUUAUUGUGGAUAUAAUCAUCAACCUUCGGACGACCUAUGUGGACCAAAAUGACGAGGUAGUCACGCAGCCGAGCCAGAUAGCAAAGCAUUACAUCAAAGGCUGGUUCCCUAUUGAUUUGUUUGCAGCAAUCCCGUUUGACCUUCUCAUUUUCAGAUCAAGCUCGGACGAGAUGGCAACCUUAACAAGCCUCCUGAAAACAGCUCGGCUAUUGCGAUUGGUCCGUGUGGCAAGAAAGCUUGACCGAUAUUCUGAAUAUGGUGCUGCUGUCCUCUUCUUGCUCAUGUGCACCUUUGUACUCAUCGCCCACUGGCUAGCGUGCAUGUGGUAUGCCAUUGGCUUUGUGGAGAGGCCGUACACUGAGACUGGUUGGCUGGACAACCUGGCUGAGCAACUUGGAAAGGCGUACAAUGAAACAGACUCCAGCUCUGGUCCUUCAGUCAAAGACAAGUACGUCACAGCUCUGUACUUCACCCUGAGCAGUUUGACGAGUGUGGGGUUCGGUAAUGUGUCUCCAAACACGAACUCAGAGAAGAUGUUCUCCAUCUGUGUCAUGGUCAUUGGAUCUCUCAUGUACGCCAGCAUAUUUGGCAAUGUAUCUGCCAUAAUCCAGCGGCUGUACACUGGUACAACCCGGUACCACACCCAGAUGCUGAGAGUCAAAGAGUUUAUCCGCUUCCAUCAGAUUCCAGGUAGUCUGCGCCAACGACUAGAGGAGUAUUUCCAGCAUGCAUGGACAUACACAAACGGAAUAGACAUGAAUGCUGUGUUAAAGGGAUUUCCAGAGUCUCUGCAGGCAGACAUCUGUUUGCACUUGCACCGCUCUCUGCUACAGAACUGCAAGGCUUUCCAAGGAGGCAGCCAAGCAUGUCUCCGUGUCUUAUCUGUGAGAUUCAAGACAGUCCAUGCACCUCCUGGAGAUACUCUGAUUCACUAUGGAGACAUCCUCGACUCUCUCUUUUUCAUCUCACAUGGUUCCAUCCAGGUCACCAGAGAGGAUGUAGUGGUGGCCAUAUUAGAGAAGAAUGACAUCUUUGGUGAGCAUAUCCACCUUUAUGAUGAGCCAGGGAAAUCAAGUUCAGACCUACACACCAUCACCUACUGUGAACUGCACCGCAUCCUUAGGGAUGACCUUCUUGAGGUCCUGGAUAUGUACCCAAGCUUUGCAGACAACUUCUGGAGGAACCUGGAGAUAACCUUUGACCUGAGAGAUGCUGAUCAAGAGCCACCAGUAAUAAUAGAUGAUGAUUCUGGUGAUGACUGUGAAUACCACCACAAACCAAGAUGCAAAAUACACUCACUGGACUGCAGAAAUAGGCCAGAUGGAAUUGAUCACGAAGACUCGUAUCCCCUUCAGGCCUGCCAUCAGUCAUUUUCUCAUGCCUGCUGGGAGGACAGUUGUAGCUGUGGAUCGUCAUGUUCGCAGGCAAGUGAGGACUUUGAAAAACCUCUUGCCCAUGGUGCCAAAACAGAGCAUUACUCUGCAGAAGCUGACAGGCAGGAUUACUCUUCAUCUGCACUACAACUGCACCCCCAAAGUGGCACCUCAGUGGGGAAGGAUGCAGUGUUUGACCGGGGUCCUCAAGCCUCAUCUCUGAAUGUGCCAGGGAUGUAUCAAUACUGGUCAGACAGACAAUCACAGCAGUUUUCCAGUCAAGCCUGGCGAUCACCUUCUGUCCGCAACUCAUGCCACCCACCACCAUUCACAGAAGAAAGGCCCAGUGAACUUGAGACACGCCUUGAAAUUUUGCAUUCACAGCUCAACAGACUGGAGACUCGCAUGACAACUGACAUCAGUGUUAUUCUGCAGCUUCUCCAGAGACAGAUGGCCCCUGUACCUCCAGCUUACAGCACUGUAUCAUCUAGUACUCUCCACGCUGAUUCCCCUGGCCUGUAUGGGGCUGGAACUCCAGUGCUGCAUAACAUGUAUCCCAUUUCCCCCAUACAAAUGGACAGCUUGGCACCGACACAGACCUCGGCUGAGACAGACCUUAAGCAGACCAGCAAAUCCCAGGACUCACUGUCCAGUGGGAUCCACGUGACUGCGGCAUCUGAUGACACCAUGUUCAUGGCUAUCACCCCUGAAACUGACACACAUACUGGGCUAACUCCUCAGCUACCCCAGCCAUCAGUCAAAUCCUCCCUCAUGGACAGUUCCAGGCUGUGUGGUAACCUCCGCUACCCCUCACUACCAGAGAGCCUGGACAUACAAUCACGAUUGGCAGAGAUCCAGAAACACCUCUCGGAUCCUGUCCUCCCCAUCGUCUGACAGUCAGUGUCACCUACUUCUUAAAGACAUUUAGAAGGAGCUCUGUGACCAGUCCAUCCGUUUGUCAUUGAAGAAUUAUUUAUAAUUACACUUUUUACUUUACUAUUACUUUGGACAUUGGACAGUGUUGAACACAGACAGUGCUUGCAAACAAGGAUUUUACACACUGCCCAGCCAAAAAACAGCAGUCACCAUGUGGAUUUACCUAACCAAAUACGAAAGACCCCCCCACUGGAUUCGGGGUCUAGGUUCACCAAUGUUAUGUGCCCAAAAAACGAGGUCAGCUGACUACCUGAAUAUACAGAAUGAUUUUUUUUCUCUGAUGAUGGCACGGGAAUAUACCAAUCUGACAAUGCCAGGAUUCACCAGGUUUAAAAUGAGCGGUUCAGGGAACAUGGAGGAUAGAUUGGCUACCACAGAGGCAAGACCUUAACCCCAGUGGGAAUCUUUGUGUGUGCUGGAGAAGACUUUAGCAGUCUGACUCCCCCAUCACCCAUCAUCAAUACAAUUUUUUGGUGAAAGAUUAAUGCAAUUCUGGAUGGAAAUGAAUAAUAAUUAUCACUUCUUAAAACCAUGGGGAAAGUGUGCCAUCAUCAAAGCUAAAGCCAGCCCAAUGAAAUAUUAGCAUGUGACUUGUUCUUUGGCUGGGCGGUGUACUUCCUUCACACUUGCCUAAAGAAAUAAACUUGAAAACACUUAAUACUUUUGAAUGAACAACUAACAGAAAGGUUGUUAUAUUUUAUAUAGAUAACUGCUAAUCCAGAAAUGUCACCUCAGCAACCUUAGUGAGUGGCGUCCCUGUUCAUGUAUGGAUAAUGAUCUUUUUAAAUUCUAAAGAAUUUCCCUGCAGACCCAUUUACUCUAGCCUGACCCAAUACUGACACUUUGAGUCCACUAUGUUUAGUGUAAAUAUUUAGAGAAUUAUGUUGGCCAAGAUUAAUCAGGUUAGGCUUGGUUUUAUACACCUGUAGCAAUCAGACUGAAAAAAUAUCCAAAUUCAAAGAUUAAGAGGUGUGGCUGAUAAUUUAGUUCACAUAAAGUAUCUUUAAUAUAAUGCACUGCAUUGCAUAAAUCCGCAAAGUUGUGUUAAGUAAUUUUAAUUUUAUGUCAGCAACAAUAGAAAAUAAUGAAGAGGGAAUAGAGAUAAGCUGAAUUAAACAGCAGUUACUGACAUAGCUAGCAUCUUUGAUCUUGUACCAGUAACUUCCCUGUAAGAAAGACUAGGUGUUGAUUUUCUUGGUAUUAUUGUAGGGUCUUGGAUGGCACCAGCGGUGAUUACUGGAAGUGUUCCUGAGCCCUGUUUUUACCUGUUUUUAAUGCAGUGUCUUUUAGAGAUAUAUUGUACUGUAGAUGAUGUGAUUUGAAAGUGGGAAUUUUACAUAGAGGACACUGUUCCGAAAUGUAUACCAUUUUUGCAGAUUACUGAAACUCUGCCUCUCCAUUUUCCUCUUGUUACCUGUUGCCGAAAGCAAACAGGAUGACACACAGUAGUAAACAUGGCCUUGUCCCAGCUGUUUCCAGAUGUGUUGCUAGCACUUAAUUGAAAAUUAACUAAUAUUUUUCACUAACUAGUAAAAUUUGUUGUAGCAGAUAGCGAUCCAGUCAGGCUGGGUGGAAGCCCACUGGACAUUAUUGAUCUGUCCCUCGGCUGUGUAGGCCAGUAUGGGGUCAUCCGCUACACAGAGGACGAGGAGAUGAGAUUUCAAUCAAUUUAUCUUAUUUAGUCUGGGAGAAAAUAAUGUGAGUAGACACAACAUAUUCCUGUUCUGAGUCUGGUAAUAUCUGCAACCAGGCUUUCCUUUUUUGGCAGGAGGAAAGAUGGAAAAAAAAAUCUGCCCCAGAUAACAGUAUGGCUUUACUUGAUUCUUUCCAACAAGAAAUUAGUCAAUGAGGUGGAAACCUUCACUAAUCUGUUUCUUCUUCCCAAAGUAUCACACACUCUGCAAAGUCAUUAUCUCAAAUCCAACCUCUGAUUCAGAAGAUGUU
Messenger RNA from Maylandia zebra (zebra mbuna), 5008 nucleotides. It is a transcript of the gene kcnh6b, whose product is annotated as potassium voltage-gated channel, subfamily H (eag-related), member 6b. The record is from RefSeq and is a predicted model, not a curated record. Gene Ontology annotation, cellular component: plasma membrane. NCBI's taxonomy places the organism in Eukaryota, Metazoa, Chordata, Actinopteri, Cichliformes, Cichlidae. Gene Ontology annotation, biological process: potassium ion transmembrane transport; regulation of ventricular cardiac muscle cell membrane repolarization; regulation of heart rate by cardiac conduction. Gene Ontology annotation, molecular function: inward rectifier potassium channel activity.